This is a messenger RNA of Eupeodes corollae, 3778 nucleotides long. It is a transcript of the gene DopEcR, whose product is annotated as beta-2 adrenergic receptor. Bases 1281 to 2249 code for a protein of 322 amino acids. Lineage: Eukaryota; Metazoa; Arthropoda; Insecta; Diptera; Syrphidae. Gene Ontology annotation, cellular component: membrane. The record is from RefSeq and is a predicted model, not a curated record. Gene Ontology annotation, biological process: G protein-coupled receptor signaling pathway. The transcript has 3 exons. Gene Ontology annotation, molecular function: G protein-coupled receptor activity; peptide binding.
CUAAUGACAAUUCAAUCAAUUCAAAUUAAACGCAAUGUGCAAAAAAUAACAUAAGAAUCCUUAACAAAUCAAUUAAACAAACAAAAUAGAACUCACAUCCUUUCCUCUACAUACUAACACAUUCAUAAAACUACAAAAACAAAAAAUACAAUACACUUCCUCUUCAAUACACAUACCAGCAUAUAAGCAUUCAAAAAAAAACAGGAAAAUUUAAUAAAAAAUUGUUAAUAAUCGAGGCCUUAGAAAAGUUUGCUUUAGACGCACAUUAAAAAAGAAAUUUAAAAAAAAUUAAUUUAAAAUAUAAAGAAAAUUAAAAAAUACAUACAUAUAUAAAAAAAGAUACUAACCUAUUAUAUAUAUAUAUUUAAAUAUUAGAAUAUAAUCUUAAAUCUUCCAUUAGAAUUUUUAAAUUAAUAUAAACAAAAUUUAAAUUUAAAUAAAAACUAAAUAUUAACUUAUUUAUAAAUUUAACAACAAUAAGUUGAAGAAAAAAAAAAUAAAUAAAAGGCUCUCCUCUAAUUUCCCUUCUCUCAAUCUCAAAUCGUGUUGUGAAAAACUCUUUGAGACGACGUAUUUUCAAUAAGAAAAUAAAAUCAAUCGAGCUUUUUAAAAAGACACAUAAACCAGAAAGAAAAACAAUCAAUCACUCAGAUAAGCCACAUUAACACUCACAAGUCACAAAAACAACCACUCACUUACUUAAAAAUUCACAAAAAUCCUUAACCCGUUACAAGGAUAAUUCAGCAAAACAAGGAAAAGGACGUCAAAGCCUACAACUCAACACACUCCGUUCGUCGUCGUUAGCGUCAACGUCGUCGUUGGGUCAACCUUGCACUUUGCCUGCUCUACUUUUCUCGCAUAGACUGGCUCUUACUGUAACUGUUACGUGUUCUUGAAUUUGGCUCGAAUCCAGCUGCUUCGCAUCGGGCCUCCUUUUGGCUUUCGGUGCAUAGUGGGCACUUAACGUUGUCCUUCACGUGAGGGUGUACAUAGUAUACAAAAACUUAUUUGGAAGCAAAACAUCAAUUCAGCGCAUUUAACAAAAAUCAUCUCUGCGAAUGUGCACAGCCCCACUUAGAAGUAUGGUGCUUCUCAACUAAGAAUGGACACCACCGUCGCGCGCCGCCGGAAUAUAACCACAUAAAUAACAAAAGCGUCAUGACCGGAUGUGAGGUGAGUGUUGGGACAGGACAUGCCAGUCAGGUUAACCUGCCGCCACAUAUCAGCAUUCCGAUCUGACUGUGUGCUAAUUUUUGAAAUCACACCAUCAAGGAGUUACGAUGCAGGGUAUGAGUUACCUGCAGGACGACUCUAAACUGGAGGCUUUAACGCAAGCGGCAUUAAUAUGCAUCCUAGGCAUAGCAAUAGUGUUUUCAAAUUUAUUAAUUAUAGCCACGUAUGCUAAUUUUAAGGGUCCUACGGAGGUCAUCAAUUAUUAUCUAUUAUCGUUAGCCGUAGCGGAUUUACUAUGCGGUCUUAUGGUAGUACCGUUCUCGGUGUAUCCAGCACUGUUGGGCGAAUGGAUGUACGGCGACAUUUUGUGCCGAUUCACCGGUUAUCUCGAAGUGACCCUUUGGGCGGUGUCAGUUUAUACGUUUAUGUGGAUAUCGGUCGAUAGAUAUUUAGCUGUAAGAAAACCUCUCCGAUAUGAGACGGUGCAAACGAAAACAAGAUGCCAAUGCUGGAUGGCGUUCACAUGGAUAUCAGCAGCAUUGUUAUGUUGUCCGCCAAUUCUCGGCUACAAUACGCCAAUAUUCCAUCCCGACUCACACAUUUGCAUGCUCGAUUGGGGCAACAUGGCUGCCUACAGUGUAACGCUUUCGAUUUUAAUUUUAGGCCCUAGUGUUAUAUCAAUUGUACACAAUUACGGUUAUAUAUUCGUUAUGAUGCGUAAAUUACGUUCCGGUGAGCCAAUUCACGAUAAAGAAUACGCAACCGCUUUAGCUGAAAAUUUAUCGAAUCCUAGUCAUAUGAUGUCAUUCGCAUUAGUGUUUGCAUUCUGGAUAUCAUGGUUGCCGCUAAUAUCGGUUCGCAUAUACGAGGUGGUAACCGGUCACGUUGUUCAAAAUACUCUCUUGAAUUUCGGCCUCGUUUGGAUUGGUGUAUUGAAUUCCUUUUGGAAAAUAAUCAUCAUGACCGGAAUGUCGCCGCAAUUUCGUAUCGCAUUGAGAGUAUUUUGUUUAACAAUCUGCUGUAAGACUAAGGGCCGUUUGCAAGCUGAACUAAUCGGGUUGGACCCAGAUGACUAGAGUCGCUAGAUUUUCCCUUUUAAUUACCCUAACUGACAAGCCCCUCCUCCGGAAUUGUCCCAUAAUAUAAAUACAAACAAAAAUUUGAAAUGAAAAACAUUGGAUACAAUAUCCUAAUUGGCUGAUUUAGAAUCUUCGGAUUCUAAUUUGUUACUAAAAAAAAGAAAUUUAGCAAAGAUUGGCUAUAAAUUAAAAAAAAAAACAAAAUUUUGCAAAAAAAAGUAACUCAAAAGCUAAGUUGAUACGAAGGUGAGUUGAAGUAGUUGCGAUUCUUUCAAUUUCAAUUUUUAUAUUCCUUAAGUUCUCUCCAUCGAUAAGAACACAGAAUUUUCUCUUUCAAUUUGUAUAAGAAAAAAAAAUCUAUGCCAAAAGUCAGUUAAAUAAAUUCAUAAAAUAGUUGUAAGUUUUAUUAUUUUUGUUAGUUAAACAAUAAGAAGAAUUAAAUUAAAAUGAUAAUUAUUGUGAACAAUAACUAAGUAAAACGACAAAAUCUAUUUUGAUUUUAUUUAAAAAAAAAGUAUAAUAUUUAAUCAUUUCUUUUUUAUUAUUAUUAUUUAAAUUAUAGAAAAAAGGAAAACUUUAGACUUAAUUUAAAAAAAAAAAAACAUAAAAAUCAUAAGAAAACAAGCUUUGAGACUUAAGUAUUAUAAACAAAAAAAAACUAAACAUUUUAACUACAACAUCUAAAAUACAAAUAAACAAAAACAAAAACACUUAAUUACGAAAACAAAAGCUAUUUAAAUAAAAUUAAAACAAAAAAUUCUCAAUAUAUAUAUUUAUAAAUGAAAAAACAAACUAAAACAACAAAACAAAACAAAAAAAACAUUAAAUAUUAAUCUACUAUUUGUUCAAUUUCAAUGAAAUGCAAUUUAGAAAUGUAAACUAUUACUAUUUAACUUCAUAAGAAAGAAAAAUUUAAAUAAAUUUAAUAAAAACAAAUAAAUUAAAACAUUGUAUAGUGCAUUUAAUGUUCAAAUUUUAAAAAUAUAAAACAAAAACAAAAAAAAAAAACUACAUUUUUUAUUUAACAAUUAUUAAACAAUUGGUUUUGAUUUUUUAUAAAAUAAAUCCUUUUUUCUUAAAGAAAAAGACAUAAUUUUAAAUUAUUAAUUAUUUUUAAUUUUUACUGAAUAAGUGCAAUAUUUAUGAUUAGGAUUUUAGUUUAUAAUAAGUGAUAUAUAAAGUCUCUCUCUCUUUCUCUAAAAAUAUUGUAAAUUUUAAUUCACAAAAGCAAAAACCCGGACGUAUUCGCUAUAGAAAAAUAAAUUAAAUAUAAACAAAUUAAAAAAACAGAAAAUUAAGAUGAAUAUUUUGUUGUAGUAUUUAAUUAUAAGAAAGACUAUUAUUAUUAUAUAAUUGUAUAACAAAAAAUCUUGUUAAAUUUUUUAGAAUGAAAUUUAUAAUGAUCUCAAUAUUUAAUUUUAGUUAAAUUUAUUAUAUUUUCUCUUUGAAUGUUAUUGUUUGCGAUUAUUUCUAUAUUGUUUUUUUUUCUAAAUGAUUUAAAUAUAAUAUAAAUUAUUUCAAAUAUA